AUGAAGAUGUUCGUAGCCCUGUUCGCCGUCAUUGCCGUGGCCAGCGCCAUUGGAGACUAUCACCAGGCCCCGGCCAAGCACAUCCCGAUCGUGCACAGCGAAUCGUACCAUGGACACGACGGUAGCUACAAGUUUGGCUACGAGUCGGCCAACGGUAUCGCGGCCCAGGAGCAGGGCUUCGUGAAGAACGGUGGCAGCAAGGACCACGAGGUGCAGGUGGCGCACGGAUCGUUCUCCUACACCGACCCCCACGGACACCCGGUCGCCGUCAGCUACGUCGCCGACGAGAACGGCUUCCAGGCCAAGGGAGCCCAUCUGCCGACGCCGCCCCCGCUCCCGAAGGAGCUGGUCGAUGCGUACGCCAAGGCCGCCAGCCAGCCUCAGCACCACGAGGAGCCCCAGCACUAUGCGCCCCAGCCGAGCUACAAGCACAGCUACUAA
Messenger RNA from Anopheles coustani, 441 nucleotides. Its product is annotated as endocuticle structural glycoprotein SgAbd-2-like. Gene Ontology annotation, molecular function: structural constituent of chitin-based larval cuticle. Gene Ontology annotation, cellular component: chitin-based extracellular matrix. Lineage: Eukaryota; Metazoa; Arthropoda; Insecta; Diptera; Culicidae. The transcript has 2 exons. The record is from RefSeq and is a predicted model, not a curated record. Bases 1 to 441 code for a protein of 146 amino acids.